AUGCGCUGCGUGCUGUUUAUGUGUGCCCUCUGCGUGUGGUGUGCCGGCGGAUGUUCCGGUUUGAACGGGAUAAGGCAUGUAGAGGUGCCAUAUGCCGGCGGGUAUGCGGUAAAGGCUGGAGAACAAGGUUCACAUGAGCGUGCUGCUGAGCCUUGUGAUCCUGGAAGCACUGUAUCCGGAGGAUCGUGCACUGUUGGAGGGGCAAUUGUUGUGGAUGCUGGCCCUGUCGGUUGUAAAGAACAGGGUAUCUCUGAAGAGUGCGAAGGCCCGGGGGCUCCCGAGUCUUGCAAGGGGAAUGUGCAACAGCCUUGCGGGGACCAAGGGAAGAGUGUGACAGGUGGGUCUUGCCCUGAUGGUAAGAAAGAACCCUGUACAGGGUCUACGGAGGCUUUAUCUGGAUCUAACGUUGAUGACGCUGCCGAUGGCGGGCAUGGUAUUCACAAAUUAACUGACGAGAAUGAUUCUUGUCCGCAAGAUAAAAGGGAAGCGAAUGGGUCGUGUGCGUCUUCACCUGCUGCCUCCAAGGCCUUAGUGAAGGGAGAAGACGGUAAAGUACGUGACCUAACUGCUUCUGGAGAAGGCGAGCGAGGAGAUCGUUCUGGCGGCAAUGGUGAUUGCGGUAAGGGAAAAGGCGUUGAUCGUUCUGCUGAUUCCAGCGCCGCUGGCUCGUGUCCGAAUCUACCGGUCAGCCCUCCAGAUAAUAAUUCUCAGCUGCCAGCUCAACCCCAGCCACAACAACAGACCGGGCAGGUGGAGAGGGAUGGAGGAAAGAUGAUCCCUGAAGAAGCCAAUGAGCGUACCAACGAUGAGCGACUUGAGCUUCAGAAGAGAGGUCACGUUUCUAGUGGUGGUGGUGCCAAGCACGACAACUUUAAGGAAGAAAAGAAGGAAAAGACCACCUUUCAGACGGACGCGAAAAACAGUGGAGACAAUUCGGAGAGGGAAAUCAUUGGUGGAUCCACAAAUAACAGCAAGGAGGAACCAAGUUCUGACGCUUCACACUCAGCGGAGGAUAAUCACAAAGCUGGCAGCUCUGCUGAAGAUAAUCCAGCAGAAGAGACUACUAAGAAACCAAAUUCCCAAGUCUCAGGUGAAUCAAAUGAUUCGAUGCAGCCGCAGUCAUCUCAUGCCCCUGCUUCCCUAAGUGCCCCAGAGGCCACAAACAAACCGAGAAACAACCCAGUGGUCCAGAACUUGAAGGACACAAAGAAUGCGGACAGCAGCGUCAGUCUUGUGUGGUUGCAUGCACCGCUGCUUCUGCUGACGUUGUUUGCAGUGACGGCUGUGUGA
Trypanosoma grayi is the source of this 1290-nucleotide messenger RNA. RefSeq lists its product as hypothetical. The record is from RefSeq and is a predicted model, not a curated record. Bases 1 to 1290 code for a protein of 429 amino acids. NCBI's taxonomy places the organism in Eukaryota, Euglenozoa, Kinetoplastea, Trypanosomatida, Trypanosomatidae. The transcript has a single exon.